Messenger RNA from Cuscuta campestris, 3521 nucleotides. The record is from the annotation of a GenBank genome assembly. NCBI's taxonomy places the organism in Eukaryota, Viridiplantae, Streptophyta, Magnoliopsida, Solanales, Convolvulaceae.
AGUCCUACCGGUCAAUCUGCGUGUUUUUUACCUUUUUUACUUUGCCAAAUCGAACAAACUAUUCUAGACCCGGUCUAGUAUAGUUUGACCGGUCAAGUAAUUUACACCAUCAUUUUUGGCACCACCCGUGGGACCGUUAAGGUUUCUUCUCUUCUAAAACCUACCCACAAGAAAAGCACUCGAAAUGUCUUCUAGCCAACAAAUCAACGCUACCUCCACUCAGGUGCAUGCCACCAACGAGGGUACCAGCAUCCCUGCGGCUGCUACCAUACCGGUCAUUUCAGCCCCUGUGUUGCGUCUGGGCCUGAGCUCUGUCCCGACGGCCAGCGUGAUCAGUCCCUUCGCGACCCCCGUCCCUUCCGCUGGACCGAGGGUCACGUUCCCACCAAGCAUGACUCAGUUCAUGAAUGACCCAGCCAACCUACAAGCCAUCCAGGGCUUCGGUCAGGUCAUGGCCAUGUGCCAGCAGAAUGGGGGGAUGCCUUUUCUCCCUGGUAUGUUCCCGUUCGCUCUUCCAGGCGCGGGAACCAUGCCCCUGCAAGCUCCAAUGGCGGUGACGUCAUUCCAGACGCCGAUGCCGCAGCCACCACCUUUCCAGCCCCAGCUGGUCAGCACCAUGACCCCUGUCAACUUGGCCGACGCACUUAACGCUGCAGGGCCGUCGCGUCCCCCGCAAGCUACGGAUCCGCAGAUCACUCCUGAUGCGACCUUCCGAAACUUCGCCUUCGAAAGGCUGGGGGAUAGGGAGGAAGGCCAGAGGAAGUCAGCCAAGCAAAGGCUGGGGCAGAGCGUUGCCCAUGUCAGCGCGUUCGCCCGGCUAGGCGAGGUGCGGGAGGCCGAGCCUGCCCGUACCCGGCGCUCCUGGUCUAACCGGCAGGAGCCAGCAAGGACGAGGGCCUCUCGUCAGGAAGAGGAAGCAGAGAGCCAGCCCAGGUUACCGGUGGCGAACCGGUUGACCAUCCCAAAUGACCGCGUCGAGCAGAUGGAGGCAAAACUAGAAAGGCUGGAGAAGAAGGUCGGAGAGAAGAUCGACCGGGACAAACCCUUGGCGGGGUCCCCGUUCACCACAAGGGUCCAUCUGAAACCUUUCCCGCGAAAGGUCAAGAUCGACGCCCCCAGAUUCACCGGGAAGGAAGAUCCGGAAAUCCAUCUGGAUUCCUUCAACCAGAGUGCGACCAUGAACGGUUGCACCGAGGAAGAAAAGUGCCUUCUUUUCUUCCAGACCUUGCGGAACCGAGCCACUGAAUGGUUCAAUAAGCUUCGCCCGGGAAGCAUUGAUUCGUUCAGUGAUUUGGCCUCAAUGUUCAAGGCCAAGUUCCAGGAGAAUUGUACUAAGAGGAAGAAAUUCACCUAUCUUAGUACAGCCGGGCAGAGGGAGUCUGAGAACCUUACUCAGUUCCUUACCCGGUGGAAGGAAGAGGUAGACAAGGUGGAAGAGAUGGAUGACAAGACCGUCUUAUCCCUCCUCUUGAAUGGCUUGCGUGCUAGGGAACUAUACAAGGAGUUCUGCCAGAAACCCCCAGCCACGUAUCAAGAGGCCUACCACACCGCAUGGGAGUUUGCUGAGGCUGAAACCCAGCUCCGGGCAAAAAGAGAAGCUGAGCAUGGUCACAAGCCCAGGCCGGUGCAAGUCAAGAAGGAAGAAGCACCGGGACCUAGCCGGCCGAGGCACCACUAUGACCCGGUCAUCCGAGUGGUCAAUAUGGAAGAAUGCCAAGAAGUCCGGAAAGCACCGGUCAUUCCUCCAGAAAACCCUACCGGUCAAGUAGGGCGGCAGUGGUCAGGCACCUAUUGUUCGUACCACAGGCCAGAUUCCCAUAACACCUCCGAAUGCAAAAGUGUUAAGGGGGUCAUCCGGCAGAUGAUCGACAGUGGAGAGCUGGGCAAAGAUUACUUGCAGAAAGCCCAGGAGAAGAGUCAUCAAUGGGUUAGGCCGAGUGCCCCAGAGGAUGACCGGGACAACGACCGGCGGAGGAAUAACCGGCCAAGGGAGCGGAAACCUGCUCCCGAAAAAGAGCACAUCGGCAUGAUCUUUGGCGGACCCGAGGGUGGAGAUUCAGCCGCGCAGCAGAAGAACUGGGUCCGGAGCAUUUACGUUGGAGAGGUAAGUGCUGAACCGCCCAGGCGUAAACAUACUAGGAGGGAGCCUAUCUUCUUUACUGACCGGGAUCUCCCUCCUACCGGUGAAGAUCACAAUGAUCCAUUGGUCAUCACCAUGGACAUUAAUGGGGUGGAUGUCGCCCGGGUACUUGUUGACACCGGCAGUAGUGUCAACAUCUUAUACCUGGAGACCUUCCAAAAACUCAGGUUGUGUCGAACACAACUUGAACCCCUUAAAACCCCUCUCUCAGGCUUCACGGGGGACACCGUUGAAGCUGAAGGAUCCAUAGUUCUACCGGUCGAACUAGGAUCAGGUGAAAAGACCGUGUGGAAGAAGAUGCGGUUCAUAGUUGUGGACAUCAAAUGCGUCCACAACACAAUUCUUGGAAGGCCAGGCAUCAAUAGAGUAGGGGCGGUGAUUUCCAUGCCUCAUCUAUGCAGGAAGUUCCACACUCCAGGUGGUGUGGGUGAGGUGAAGGGUGACCAGAGGAACGCCCGGGAGUGCUAUGCCUGGGCAGUCAAGAAAAUGACCAAGGGGGUCAAUGUCAUCUCCCAAGAGAUCACAAAGGGAGAGACUCGGGAGAAAUUGGAGCCCGAGGCCGAGACGGUGGAAAUUGAACUUCACCCGGGUGAUUCUUCGAGGGUGGUCAGAAUUGGAGCAAAUCUCCCCGAGGAUCUUAAGGCACAGAUUACACGGGUCCUCCAAGAAUACGCGGGCAUAUUCGCAUGGAGCGUGGCGGAUAUGCCCAGGAUAGAUUGCUCUGUUAUCUGCCAUCGGUUGGCCGUGAGGGAGGGAAACCUACCGGUCGACAAGCCCAUUGAGCAAUGGUGGGAGAUGGCAGUUGAUGGGGCAUCUGGUCCUAGAGGAUACAGGGGAGGUAUCGUGUUCACCACCCCAGAAGGGUUCAAGAUCUACCAUGCAAUCGUCUUCAACUUCAAGCUGACGAACAAUGAGGCAGUGUAUGAAGCUCUGGCUAGAGGGCUCAGACUUGCCCAAGCCCUGAAAAUCAGCCGGGUCAGUAUCAAAUCUGACUCUAGCCUGAUAGUUGGGCAGGUGACCGGUAACAUGGAAGCAAGGGAAGGACGCAUGGCACAAUACAAGGACCUUGUACUUGCCCUGUUGAAAGGCUUCGAAGAGUUCAAGAUCGCCCGAAUCCCCCGGGCGGAAAACGCGGAUGCAGACCUUCUCUCCAAAUUGACGUAGUAUGCUCCCGAGCACGUUUCAAAACUUGCCCGGGUAGAGAUUCUUGACCGUGCAAGCAUCGAAAAAUUGGAAGUCGCCGCUAUAACGGCCGGUAGCCAAUUUGACCGGUCAAACUUGGUCGGGGCGGACGACCAUUGGAUGUAUGAUCUAAUGGAAUAUUUAAUGGAUGGGAGCUUGCCAGAACAAGAUGACCGGGCAAGAAAAGUGAAGCUCAGGG